AUGAUCCAUCUUGUCCAACAUCCUCCUAGAGUGAGGAUACCGUUUUCUUCAGAGAGGGAUAAUGAAGAACUUCAGAACAGACAGGCAUGUACACUAGAAUGUGAAGGAAAGCUACCUUCUGCCAAAGCCUGGGAGACCUGCAAGGAGCUCCUGCAACUGGCAAAGCUGGAUCUUUCUGAAGAUGCCAACAUUGCUCCAGGAGACAAGAAGGAGCUGGAUGAGAACCUUUUGCUUGCCAAGAAGUAUGGAGGCUUCAUGAAAAGAUACGGAGGGUUCAUGAAGAAAAUGGAUGAGCUGUAUCGGGUAGAACCAGAGGAUGAAGCUAAUGGAGGAGAAAUCCUGGCUAAGAGGUAUGGAGGGUUUAUGAAGAAAGACUCGGAUGACGAAGCCCUUGCUAAUUCCUCUGAUCUGCUGAAGGAGCUUCUAGGAACAGGAGACAACCCUGAAGUGGGGCAUUACCGAGAGAUAAACGAAAACGACGGUGAUGUCAGCAAACGAUACGGAGGCUUCAUGAGAAGCAUAAAGCGCAGCCCUGAAUUGGAAGGUGAAGCCAAAGAGCUGCAAAAGAGAUAUGGUGGCUUUAUGAGAAGAGUAGGCAGGCCAGAAUGGUGGCUGGAUUACCAGAAACGAUACGGUGGGUUUCUUAAGCGCUUCGCCGACUCCAUCCUCCCUUCAGAAGAAGAUGGGGAAACUUAUUCCAAAGAGGUCCCAGAGAUGGAAAAGAGAUACGGUGGAUUUAUGAGAUUUUAAUACCUUUCCCUUUAUCCUUUUUUGUCCUAAAUGAGAAAGACUGCCUUAUUGGUCAUAACUUAUUGUAACGUGUUGCUUGUACUGUACAGUUUUUUACUGUCUUUGGUUAAUGAUGAAACCUGCAAUUUGUUGUUUCAAGUUCUGUGUUCUUUCAAGUCAAAUAACUACUUUCUGGUUUAGUCAAGUUUCAGCCUGUAUUGUAGUUCCCAUGCUAGAACUAUUUUGAUUAAUGUAUUACUUUUCUUUAAAGAGGAAGUACAUCUACCGUAGAGUUGCUUAACUGUAUAUACAAUAAAUUCUUCAUCCUAACUGCA
Chaetura pelagica (chimney swift) is the source of this 1064-nucleotide messenger RNA. RefSeq names its product proenkephalin-A-like. Gene Ontology annotation, molecular function: opioid receptor binding. Bases 1 to 750 code for a protein of 249 amino acids. The record is from RefSeq and is a predicted model, not a curated record. Gene Ontology annotation, biological process: chemical synaptic transmission; sensory perception; neuropeptide signaling pathway. The transcript is spliced from 2 exons. NCBI's taxonomy places the organism in Eukaryota, Metazoa, Chordata, Aves, Apodiformes, Apodidae. Gene Ontology annotation, cellular component: plasma membrane; axon terminus; dendrite.